Messenger RNA from Pocillopora damicornis (cauliflower coral), 3503 nucleotides. RefSeq lists its product as uncharacterized. Lineage: Eukaryota; Metazoa; Cnidaria; Anthozoa; Scleractinia; Pocilloporidae. Gene Ontology annotation, cellular component: CAF-1 complex; nucleus. The record is from RefSeq and is a predicted model, not a curated record. Gene Ontology annotation, biological process: nucleosome assembly.
ACGCGCUUACCACACAUUGCUGAGCUUCUAAGCGCAUAUUGUUUCUUUUUCUUCUUUCUUCUUCAAUUUUUUCUCUAAAUGUUAUUCUUGUCGUUAAAAUUUUAUUGUAGCUCAUAAAAAUAUGAGAAAUCCGGGUGAAAGUCCAGAAGGACGUGUGCAGAGCGAAACUUCAAGCGAAGCAUAUGCUAAAGGUUCUGACAGAGACGAAUGUGAUAGUCCACCAUGUAAAAGACUGAAGCAAGGAGUAUUGUCCUUUCCAACAGUAUCUUCAUCUCUGUUGACCUCCACUGGAUCAUUCAAGACUUCAGUUUCUGUCCAAAAUGAGGCUGACAGCAUUAGCAACUGCCAAAACACACCAUCUGAACCAUGCAAGGAAAAAACUCAAUCCAGUGGAGGUCUUGUCACUGGCGCUCCCUCUCCCCCUGAUUUGAAGGAAAGUUUAGGAAAGCCACAGAAUACCACAGAUUUGUCAAAAAUUUCCAAAAGUUUGGUUCUUGAAAACAAAGAUGAUAAAUUAGUUGGGCAGAGAGAUGCAAGCUCCAUUUCCUCACCGGAAUCCACUUCCUCUUCUCGUGAAGAUGAAGCAAUGGUUAUAGAUCAGUCACCACCAGUCAAGGGAAAUAGAAAGAGCCCAACCUUAAAGAGUGCUGAAAAGUUGAAGAGGAAGGAGGAACGGGAGAAAGAAAGACAAGAGAAGCAAAGAUUAAGAGAGGAGAAACUAAAAGAAAAACAAGAGGCCAAGGCAGCCAAAGAAAAGGAAAGAUCAGAAGCCAAAAGGAAGCGUGACCUUGAAAAACAGGAAAAGCAAGCUGAAAGGGAGAGAAGAGAGAAAGAGCGAAUAGAGAGGAAGGAGAAGGAAGAAAAGGAACGCUUGGAAAAGAAGGGAAAGAGAGAGGAGGAAAGAAGGAAACGAGAAGAAGAAAAUAAUGCAAAGUUAGAAGAAAAGAGGAAGCGAGAAGAAGAGAAGAGAAAUCAAGAAGAAGAACAGACAAGAAAAAGACUGAAGAGUAAAGAAAAUUUUGUAAGCUGGUUCACCAAGACAUCUGCCCCCAAGGCUUCAUCAGACAGUGGAAGUAGAUUCAAACCAUUUCAGCCGAAAGCGGGAAUGAUCAUUGCUCCAGCAACACGUAAACACUUGUCACUUGAAACAAAAAAAGUCUUAGAUGAGGAACUUAAACUACAGGAAGACCACAGGUCCUAUCUGAGAGAUCUAGAGGCUAGAAAACCAAUUCUCAAAUACAGGAAGAGAAAACUGUCUACCAUUGAGGAACAGAAUGAAUGUGAUACUGAUGAAAAGACAUCUGAUGGACCUUUAGCAAUUGAUGAAAACAGCAACUCAAGUGUUGAAAUUGUUGAGAAAAAGAAGGACAUUUCUUCCUUUGUUGGCCUGAGAUGCAAGCUAUUACAGUUCCACACAGACUACAGGCCAGCAUACUUUGGUACAUAUAGAAAGAAAAGCUACCACAUCUCUCCAAGGAACCCAUUCAAAAAAGACUUGGACUUGUUGGAUUAUGAGGUUGACAGUGAUGAUGAAUGGGAAGAGGAGGAACCAGGUGAAAGUCUCUCACACAGUGAGGGAGAGGAUGAAGGUGAUGGUGAUGAUGACAAUGGAGAUGAUGAUGGAUUCUUUGUUCCUCAUGGUUACUUAUCAGAUGAUGAAGGAGUUGAGGAUGGAGAUGAUGAUGAAUGUGAUGUGAAUGAAGAAAAGAAGGGAGAGAAUCCUGAAAAUAAAAGAGAUCAACAGCUUGCAAAGGCCAAGGCAUGGGAAGCUGCAAUGAAAAGAAAGUGCAAGCCAAUGAAGCCAAUAUCACUGGGAUGCCUGUGGCUUGAGGAGGCUGAAGUGAGUGUGGUGCUCAAGCAGUUUGCUGCAUGCUUACUUGUUGAUGGACCCAUAAACAUUGAAAGCCUGUCUACAAACAGUAAGAGUGCUGAUUUCUCUGUGGACACACCAAGUAGUGGAAACACCAGUGGAGCUCUCUAUGUACCGGAUAAAGCAAUGCCUGACCUAAUAAAGUUGGUUCAUGGAAACACAGCAGGUCUCAGCAAGUUGAUGAUGAAGUUCAGAAAGCAUUGGACUUCAAAGUGGCUAGGUAGAGAUGUCACAGAUGAAGAAGUUGAUGAAAAAAGUCCAAUUUCCAAAAGACAACUUGAGAAGAAAAUUCAGAAUAUUGCUUCUAAGGAAAGAAGAAAUGAUAGGCCUCGCUGGUACGUCCACAGUCACAUUCUGGAAGCCUAUGGCAUAGAGAACUUGUUGGUUGAUGGAUGUACUGGUUCAGAUGCAUCUUCAGAUACUCCUAAGUCUUCUGCGACUUUGCAGGCAAAUACUCCCAGUAUCAUUCAAUUUGCUGCUAGGGGUGCAAGUCCUGAAAUGCAAAAUAACACUCCUAAGAUUCAACCAGCAAGUUUAUCAUGUACUUCAACUUCAAAUUCACCCAUGGAGAUUGACAACAAGGGCUUAACAGGUUUUGGUGGCAUUUUAGGUUCUAACGUGGUAGAUUUACACUCGCAAGUAGAUGGUGAACCCAAAAGCAAGAGUACUGCACCAAUCAGGAAUAACACUGAAUUAAGUAAAAUUACUCCUGCAAGUGCUGGCUCAAAUACAAUUCAAAAUACAGAAAAUAAUUCUACUGAAAAUUUUAUUGAAACUUUGUGUAUUGACUGAAGCUACAUCGAUGUAUAUCUUUCAUCUAUUUUGUACAUAGCUAGCUAAAUUUGUUACUGAUUAUUGAGGAAACAUAACAAUGUUAUGUUGGCAGUUGGGUUAUGAGGCAUUUUCUGUGUGAAUGAAAUAAGGAUUUCUUAUUGUUACUUCUUGUAGUCCCAAGAUAGAGUUACUGAUGAGUUUUGAUAGUUAUGCACUGAUCAAUUUGAAGCUUCAACUUCCCCCCCCCUCCCCCAUGGCAACCAACAAGCAUUUGACUGUCAUUUGUAUCUGUGGGUGAGGUAUUUGAACCUUGCUGGGUGGGAUGGGGCAUUUGAACUGGGAGGGUCAAGUCUUCAGCAUAAUACACAAGUUUAAUAGAGGAUUUAAAGGUAAGGAGUCUGCUUUUGUGAGUGAAUGGUUUAGAAAUACUAUUUUCAUCUUUGAAUGUUUACAAUGGAAAACUUAAUGACAAAACCAGAAUCUAAUACGACUUUGCUAAAUUGGAAUAUGUUUGCGAUCACACAAAGCAUCACUCAUUAUUGGGUGUGGCAUUUAAACUCAAUUUUGGCCUGGGGAAAGAGGGAAUCUGAACAAGCCAAUUUCCAAAAGUUCAAGUGCCUGAUGGAGGGGGAGAGGGAAAGGAAUGUUGAAGCUUCAAAUUGAUCAAUACAUUAUCAACUGUUUGACAACUAAUAUAAAAUGUGCCAUGUACUAGGAUUUCAACUUACACAGUUUCCAUGCAAUAAAUUCUGAGGAUAUUUAGGUCAUCAGUACAGCAUGAUCUAAUUAACAGUUAAUACAAAAUUUUAUUUUGGAAUUGAAAGAUGUAAUAAAACUAGCUUAGAAUAGAAGAAGUAAA